AUAUUUUUUUUUUCAGACAUCAAAACGCUUUUUCUGGAGGGAUGGAGUUCUGCAGAACCUGCGUGCUUUUGGGACUUUUAUCACGAUUGUCAAUGUCUUUAUCAGGUGGAAGAAUAACAUCAGUGACGUCUGAUUCUGACACCAUCAUCUCCAUCAGCAGGAUGAGCGAUGAGCCACAAUGUGAUGUGUGUGUGAAUAAAACCACGAGGAUAUGCCACUCAACAGAGAUAUCCCUGACAGAUCCUCUCAACAUCUCUGUGGAAUUUACCUGUCCACAACCUCAGGAACUCUUCAAUGUGGAAAUCAACAGAGAAAUCGACUGCACAGAGACUUCUUUUUCAGUUAACAUCCUUAAGGCACAGUCUUCACUCUUCCCAGACUUCCCUCGAACCUUUACCUGGGACCUGAAGACCUCCUCAAAACAGACAUUCCAGCUUGAAUUCCCGAAACCAGGCAUGCGCCAAAUUCAAGUGGGCGAGUCCUGUCCUGAUCAGCAAACAUACUCACUGGUAGCUUAUUUGCGCAAAGGCCUAUCAGUCAUUGGUCUCUUCUGCAAAGGGGGACCUGUGACCACCAUUCUGGUUCGAUCAAAAGGACGUCUGUAUCUAAUGGUGCCUAGAGACACACAGCCGGACCCUGUCAACAUCAGUGUAACACAAGGGCCUGAGACCAGGAUGUUGGCGAUAGUGAAAGUGAACCUACCACGAGGUGCAUCAGACACAGACUUCUUUACGCCAAACUAUCCUUUAAGUUACCCGGACAAACAGCAGAUGCGGUGGGAUUUCAUGGUACCCAGAAGGCACAACUACACGAUCCUUUUUAACAACCAAACGUCUCCUGAGUGCCUUGAGGGCGACGUGACUGUUGAAUAUCAAAAAAAGGAAGGCGAGGUGAUCAGACGAACUCUGAUGGAUCGUCAGCCGGAGCAUCAGCAGGGAAACUUCAGCAUGGCGCUGGAGAAUUGUGAAACCGACACGAGAGUGUGGGGCCUCGUCUUCAGCUACAGAGUCUCAGUGAUGAGGAGUGGGCACCCAGUUUCAUGCAUGGUGGAUCUAACUGAGCACAAAGACGUGACCCUUCAGAUAGAGAAAGUUCAAUCUGGCACUGACUGUGAGAUGAACUUUGACUCAAAGGUUGAGAAAAUUACCUUCGCUCCAGGGACCAAGACUAACCUGACCUUUCUUGACUGCCAAGUUGGCGAUGUGCGCACAAGUCAAGUAAUUGGUUGCCAAAAUGCAUCACGCCCCUCAACUUUCCUCACUGUUCAAAAACUGGACACCUGUUUGCCGAUGACUCUCCACAGCUUCACCUGGUUCAUCGACAUCCCUCAGAGCAGCACCAUUGAUCUCCAAUCACCCACAGGGAGCUUCCGCCAGUCGCUGCCUGGUCAGGAGUGUGAUCAGGCCGUCUCUCUGCAUGUGACAGAGGAUGACGGUGUUCCUGUUGGUGAUUUCUGCUACAACGGAACAAUCACUCAAAUUCAGGUGCACUCCAGAGUCUACAUCACAGCCUCAGCCCCUGACUUAAGCAACAUUAGUGGGCCUUUUCUCCAUGUCAGCUACAGCGAGGAAAUCCCAGAGAACAUCAUAUACAGCUUAAGUCUACAUAUCUCACCACGGGCCCUGUUGGCCACCCCUAACUGGCCUAUGGGCAUGAAGCCUUUGUCAACAGUGUCCUGGAUCAUCACUGUCCCGAGUGAGAACAUAGCGCACCUGACGUUUGUCAGCGUCAGCCAGCCUAGAUGCAAAGAUCGCCACACAAUCAUCAGGGUGGCGAAGAUUGGGGACGAGGAGGAGCUCUUAAGUCGCAGGGAGGACGAGGUGCUGGAGGACGAGCUUCUGGUGGAUCACAGUUUCUAUCUGAACGUGUCCAACUGUUUGCCAGAGCUGGGACAAUUUGGUGUUGUGAUCAAAGUUGAGCUGAAGACACCACCUAAUUUCUCCGCCAUCUUCUUUGGGAAAAUUGGAGUCCUGAUCAUUGUGUUCAUAGUGGUGGCUGCAGUCUUCUACAUCAUACGUGAGUUAACUUGUAGCACAACUUUAACGCUCACAGGUACGUCCUGAGGAUGUUUUGAUGUUCUGAAAUGGGUUUUUAUGUUGAUUAACAUUUUCUCCUUUUGUCUUCUGUUUUGUCAAACAGGGAGAAAAACUUGAAUUGAAGGAGUCCUGUAGAAGCUUGACUUGCUUUGUAU
Molecule: messenger RNA, 2191 nt
Organism: Cheilinus undulatus (humphead wrasse)
Lineage: Eukaryota; Metazoa; Chordata; Actinopteri; Labriformes; Labridae
Product: CUB domain-containing protein 1-like
Exons: 8
Coding region: 42-2063 (673 amino acids)
Source: RefSeq, a predicted model, not a curated record